Messenger RNA from Aspergillus steynii IBT 23096, 801 nucleotides. RefSeq names its product NAD(P)-binding protein. The transcript has a single exon. NCBI's taxonomy places the organism in Eukaryota, Fungi, Ascomycota, Eurotiomycetes, Eurotiales, Aspergillaceae. The coding region runs from base 1 to 801 and encodes 266 amino acids. The record is from RefSeq and is a predicted model, not a curated record. Gene Ontology annotation, molecular function: oxidoreductase activity.
AUGUCCACACCCAACCUCAAGUAUGUUGGUAAACUGAGUGGCAAGCGCGUCCUUGUCGUAGGAGCAACAUCGGGAAUAGGCCUUUGCAUCGCAGAGGCCGCUGUUGAACACGGAGCCCGAGUGAUCCUAUCCAGUUCGAACCCGACCAAGCUUGACAAAGCCGCCGCCCGACUGCAGCCCACAUAUCCGGGUCUUCUCCAGACAAACCCCCUUACAACUCACGCAUGUGAUCUGUCGGACAGUGAGAAUCUGGAACGAAACCUGACAGACUUACUGAAAGCAGCCAGCCAGUCCGGCAAGCUGAACCACAUUGCGUGGACCGCAGGCGACGCGCUCAGACUCCCACCCCUCGAGGACUUCACAAUCGACUCCUUCAAUCGUGCUGGGCUUGUUCGUUGCGCCGCACCGUUGCUCAUGGCGAAGAUCCUUCCCACUUAUAUGGAUCUCUCCCCGGAAAAUUCCUUUACAUUCACCGGCGGAUCCAACACGCAGAAACCCAUGCGCGGAUGGGCGGUCAUGGUCAGUUGGGGAGCGGCAAUCGAAGGGGCCAUGCGAGGCAUGGCUGUGGAUUUGCAGCCGCUCCGAGUAAACAUUGUCUCCCCAGGCGCGGUGCACACGGAGUUAUUCUCCGGGCUCCCGAAGGAGAAUUUGGACGGGAUGCUGGAUUCUUUUCGCAAGGCUUCAACCACGGGGACCGUGGGAAAGCCAGAGGACGUGGCCGAAGCGUACAUUUACGUUAUGAAGGACCAGUUUACGACGGGGUCGAUCAUUGAAUCUAACGGAGGUAGACUUUUGGUGUAA